Molecule: messenger RNA, 4267 nt
Organism: Dermochelys coriacea (leatherback sea turtle)
Lineage: Eukaryota; Metazoa; Chordata; Testudines; Dermochelyidae
Gene: TFIP11
Product: tuftelin interacting protein 11
Exons: 14
Coding region: 164-2647 (827 amino acids)
Biological process (GO): spliceosomal complex disassembly
Cellular component (GO): U2-type post-mRNA release spliceosomal complex
Molecular function (GO): nucleic acid binding
Source: RefSeq, a predicted model, not a curated record
GCAGUCGCUGCGCGGCCCCGGAAGUAAAGGCCGCAGCUUCCUGUUUCCGGGUCCGCAGCGCGGGUCGCUUUGGAGCAUCGGAGCCGAGUGCCCGCGAGCCCGAACCGGACUCGUCCGAGGCUCGUGUGACCGGGGCGGAGCCCGCCCUCCCCGCGCGGCCAUCAUGUCAAUGUCCCAUCUCUACGGCAAAGAUGACGACGGUGAUGUGGAGAUGGAGAAAUUUGAAAUCACAGACUGGGACCUGCAGAACGAGUUCAACCCCAAUCGGCAGCGCCACUGGCAGACCAAGGAGGAGGCCACCUAUGGCGUGUGGGCUGAGCAUGACUCGGACGACGAGAGGCCCAGCUUUGGAGGCAAACGCUCUCGGGACUACUCAGCCCCGGUUAAUUUCAUCAGUGCGGGACUAAGGAAAGCUGCAGCUGAGGAAGUGAUAGAAGAAGAUUCAGAUGAGGAUGAAAAGCCCGUUAAGCAGGAAGAAUUCCCUAAAGAGUUUGUACCAAAGAAAUUAAAAACAGGUGGCAAUUUCAAACCCAGCCAGAAAGGAUUUAUAGGAGGGACCAAAUCUUUCUUGGAUUUUGGCAGCUGGGAGAGACACACCAAGGGAAUAGGGCAGAAGCUUCUUCAGAAAAUGGGUUAUGUCCCUGGUAGAGGGCUUGGAAAGAAUGCUCAAGGUAUCAUCAAUCCGAUUGAGGCUAAGCAAAGGAAAGGCAAAGGGGCCUUGGGAGCAUAUGGCUCUGAACGAACCAGUCAGUCCUUGCAGGACUUCCCUGUUGUUGACUCCGAGGAAGAAGCUGAAGAGGAAUUUCAGAAAGAGCUCAGUCAGUGGAGGAAGGAUCCUAAUGGAGGCAAGAAAAAACCCAAAUAUGCCUACAAGACAGUAGAAGAAUUGAAGGCCAAGGGCCGGAUUGGCAAGCAGCUCACAGCUCCUCAAAAAGAACUAUCCCAAGUUAAGGUUAUAGACAUGACUGGCCGGGAACAAAGGGUUUAUUACAGUUAUAGUCAAAUCAGCCAUAAGCACAAUAUUCCAGAUGACAAUCCUCAGCAGCCACUGGGCAAAGACUCCAAGCCCCAAGCAUUUGCCUUGCCAGAACUGGAGCACAACUUGCAACUUCUCAUCGACAUCACAGAGCAGGAGAUCAUCCAGAAUGACCGGCAGCUGCAGUACGAGAGAGACAUGGUUGUCAACCUGACCCAUGAGAUACAGAAGAUGUCCGAAGUCCUCUCGCAUGAGGAGACAGCAAUUAGCAACCUGAGCAAGGUCCUGGAAUUGGUGGAGGAAUGUGAGCGGCGAAUGCAGCCCAACUGUAACAAUCCACUUACCUUGGAUGAAUGUGCAAAGAUUUUUGAGACCCUCCAAGAUAAGUAUUAUGAGGAAUAUAGGAUGUCCGAUCGAGUGGACCUGGCAGUAGCUAUAGUCUUUCCUCUCAUGAAAGAUUACUUCAAGAACUGGGAUCCCCUCAAGGACUGUAUGUAUGGCACAGAAAUUAUAGCCAAGUGGAAAAAGCUUUUAGAAAAUGAUCAGUUGUUAUCGCACAGUGGACAGGACCUAGCAACAGAUGCUUUUCACAGACUCAUGUGGGAAAUGUGGAUGCCGUAUGUAAGAAACAUAAUAACACAGUGGCAGCCGAGAAACUGUGGCCCAAUGGUAGAUUUCUUGGACAGCUGGGUGCAUGUUAUUCCUGUUUGGAUAUUGGAUAAUAUUCUGGAUCAGCUCAUCUUCCCCAAGCUACAGAAGGAGGUUGAAAACUGGAACCCUCUGACAGACACUGUCCCAAUCCACUCUUGGAUUCACCCCUGGCUUCCACUGAUGCAGUCUCGAUUAGAGCCAUUAUAUUCUCCAAUCCGAAACAAGUUGGCAAAUGCACUGCAGAAAUGGCACCCCAGUGACUCUUCAGCCAAACUGAUCCUUCAGCCCUGGAAAGAAGUGUUUACACCAGGAUCUUGGGAGGCUUUCAUGGUCAAAAACAUUGUGCCUAAACUAGGGAUGUGCCUCAAUGAGCUCGUCAUUAACCCUCACCAGCAGCAUAUGGAUGCAUUUUACUGGGUGAUUGACUGGGAGGGGAUGGUCUCUGUGUCCAGCCUUGUUGGACUUCUGGAGAAACACUUCUUCCCCAAAUGGCUGCAGGUACUCUGCUCCUGGCUAAGUAAUAGCCCCAAUUACGAAGAGAUCACCAAGUGGUACCUUGGUUGGAAGUCUAUGUUCUCAGACCAGGUGUUAGCACAUCCAUCAAUCAAGGACAAAUUUAAUGAAGCUCUUGAUAUCAUGAACCGGGCUGUCUCUUCCAAUGUCGGUGGCUACAUGCAACCAGGUGCUCGGGAAAACAUUGCCUAUCUCACUCACACAGAGCGGAGGAAAGACUUCCAAUAUGAAGCUAUGCAGGAGCGGCGAGAGGCUGAGAACAUGGCCCAGCGGGGCAUAGGCAUGGCUGCUAGCUCUGUGCCCAUGAAUUUUAAGGACCUCAUUCAAACAAAAGCAGAAGAACACAAUAUCGUCUUCAUGCCUGUGAUCGGGAAGCGGCAUGAAGGAAAACAAUUGUACACAUUUGGACGAAUUGUGAUUUACAUUGACAGGGGCGUUGUGUUUGUACAAGGAGAAAAGACAUGGGUGCCAACCUCUCUUCAGAGUCUCAUUGAUAUGGCUAAAUAAGGAUCCUGCUCUGUGCCAGGAGCAUUGUACAUAAUCCCUAAACCUUUUUGAUGUGAGGUGUGAACCCCUUUGGAAACCUUAGACAGUCCGUGGACCACCACAGGUUGAAAACCACUGUUCUGGCAUGUGAGAACUAACAAAAGAGACUAUUACAAAAAUAUCACAGUUGCUUAUGUAAUUGUUCUCAUUAAUUUAUCAUCAAUAUCUAGAGACUGAGGUGACUAUCCAUUACAAUAUAUUCAUGUUUCUUAAAAUAGUAAUCUGUACCUUUGCUAUGUACAAAUAAUCUCGCUCUAAUAUUCUUGCCAACAACCUAGAAACAAAGACAAACAUUAGUACUAGAACUAAUUGACUUUACUGUUGAUGUGUGUUUUGGAAGCAUGUUGUAUUAAGAGACAAAAUGAAGUUUUUUUUAAACACACAAGGCUGAAGUUAUACAGAACAUACAAAAUGUCUAUUCCAAGGAAAGUACAGAGGAAGCCCUUAGCAUCAGGCUUAGAUUUAGAAAGAUGGAGUCUACCUCACUACUUAUUUCUAUGCACAUGUGAAAACUAGAAAAAGCAACUGGGCUUGUACAAGGGGCAAUUUCAAACACAUUUAAAUAUUGGUUUUUAAUGAACACAAGUUAUUCUGAGGUCUGCUCAGACAUUACAGGCGUACGGAGAAAAAGGACAGAGUCACAGAGAAAGUGAGCAAUACAGCAGAGGUUGGGUGUUUAGAAGUGACAUGUCACAAGUUUACAAGAGCUUGGUCCUACUCUCCAGUAGGUGAUCUUAGCCCAUAACCUUUCCACUGUGAGGAGUGGUCUAGACAUCUAGCAACUCCAGUUGGGUAGGUUGAGGUAAUGUAAUAGUAGGAUAAACAAUUUCUUUAUCUGCCUUUGAGAUGCUGCUCAGAUCUUGCAAAACAGUCAGUUCAGAGGUACAGUGUAGACACUGACUUCAAUGGAGGAGCCUGUUCAUGUGCACACUGAAGCCUAGUUCUGUUCCAGUUGAAUCAAUGGCCACAUCCCAUGAGCCAGAGGAGCAAGGUUAAGCUCUCUGUGGCUAAAACUGGUUUAAACACACAACACUUCUGGUUCUGUUUUCAAUCACAGAUACAUAUAUUAAUCUUUCCCAGCUAUGCCUGCCCACAAGCAGAAAAGUGAAAUGUAUACGCAUUCAGAUCUGCACCUAGCCCAGACUCAAGAACAGGAAGCUAGAAGCCUCCCAAAUUGUCACUGCUCUACAGAAAAGAGCACUCACCUCAGCACUGCUGUAAUCCGCAAAAGCAAGGUGCAUGGAAAUUUAAAUUGACACAAUCUCAUCUCAAAGGCCACAGACUUGGCAGCAAGUCAAAGCUUUGUUGAUAGAUUGAACCUUAAAGUGCAGAAGACAUUUGUGCUGAUGAUUUUAAGUUUUGCAUGAAAAGACAGCUCCUCCAGCAUUCGUGAAGGUAUCACAGAAGCAGGUAAGCAUAAAAGAUUACUGCUGUAGUGAGUUAGUGAAUGAAAUUCUGCCUUAGAUGUGAGGACAUGAAUCAUUUUGGGGUACCUACCUUUCCUCAAUCCCUUUAAAACUGUUCCCAAUAAUGAUCAUUUUGGAUAGCGCAUCUAUAGACCAGUUACUCCAGAGCAGAUUG